AUGCAGUAUCAAUUAAAAACCAAAGAACAAAACAUUAAAAAAGUAAAGAAAGAGAUUGCUAAGGUCCAAAAUAUAAAUAAUUUGAUAAAUGACAAUGCUGUGAUUCAUACAAAGAAGAGACAUUAUAGUCAAAUGAAAGAGUGUUUUGUGUUGCUUUCAGAUUGUAAUGAACACAAAGAAAAUUUUAAAUCCAACAAGUCCUCUACUAGCAGUAAUAAAAAGAUUAGUUCAGAGAAUGACAAGGAUUAUUUGUCAAUAUCAAAAACUCGAGGAAAAAGGAUUAAAAAAAUGAAUAAAUAUAAGGUCCAAAAAAUGAAUGAUUUGGAAAAUGAUAAUGCUGCGAUUCAUACAGAGAAAAAACAUUGUAUUCAAUUAAAGGAGUGUUUUGUGUUGCUUUCAGAUUUKAAUGAACACAAAAAAAUUCAUAAUCCUCUGAAGU
Molecule: messenger RNA, 439 nt
Organism: Diuraphis noxia (Russian wheat aphid)
Lineage: Eukaryota; Metazoa; Arthropoda; Insecta; Hemiptera; Aphididae
Source: RefSeq, a predicted model, not a curated record